Lactuca virosa is the source of this 792-nucleotide messenger RNA. NCBI's taxonomy places the organism in Eukaryota, Viridiplantae, Streptophyta, Magnoliopsida, Asterales, Asteraceae. The record is from the annotation of a GenBank genome assembly.
AUGGGAGCCGAAGAUUCAACGAUAAUAUGCUUCGAAGUUAAUGGUGGUUCUUCACAACGACUUUCAAGGCGAUGGCCAAACGCAGGUGGGUUGAAGCCUGCAACUUCAUCAAAGUUAGAAAAUAGAAUACAUGCUACUAAAGUUAAACCAAGCCUACGAAUAUCAAAUAUCGGGAGCAAAAGAUUACACAUUACUGCAACUCCAGAGAAAAAGAAAUUGACAUCGAGAUUAAACCAAGCACUAACAAAUAGAACCGACAAGAAGAAUGGGUUACCGGAAAUGGGAGGACACCAGCGAAAACAUAUCCCUAAUUCGUAUCUACCUCACCUCUUCAAACGCCUCCAAGAAUACGGUGAAGUUAAUUUGGAAACUGCUUCCAGGAUGUAUACAAUAUUUGGAGUUGCUGGAACAAUUAGAUUGCUUGCAGGGACAUAUGUAUUGGUCAUAACUUCUCGCAAGGAGAUUGGAACUUACCUUGGUUAUCCUAUCUUCAGAGUCAUGUCUAGGAAGUUCUUAUGCUGUAAUGAAGGUUUAAGUAAUCUUAAUAAUCAGCAAGUCCGAGGUUCAAUUCCUCUAUUGUGGGAACAAAUUGUUGAUUUAAGUUAUAAACCGCGUAAUUUUAACCUUGUGUUUAACUGGAUGCAUCCCAUGGUGGUGAAACGCCACUUUCAUGAUCUUAUGCAAAGAUAUGGAGAUACUAUUGUUGUUGACUUAACUGACCAGCAUGGAAAUGAGAGCCUUUUAAACCUGGCAUUUGCCACAGAAAUGGAAAAGCUUCCUGAUGUUAGAUGA